Lontra canadensis (Northern American river otter) is the source of this 939-nucleotide messenger RNA. RefSeq names its product olfactory receptor 6C2-like. Gene Ontology annotation, cellular component: membrane. Gene Ontology annotation, biological process: G protein-coupled receptor signaling pathway. The transcript has a single exon. The coding region runs from base 1 to 939 and encodes 312 amino acids. NCBI's taxonomy places the organism in Eukaryota, Metazoa, Chordata, Mammalia, Carnivora, Mustelidae. Gene Ontology annotation, molecular function: olfactory receptor activity; G protein-coupled receptor activity. The record is from RefSeq and is a predicted model, not a curated record.
AUGAGAAACCAUACGUCACUAACCAGUUUCAUCCUUCUGGGAUUGACAGAUGACCCUCAACUACAGAUUCUGAUUUUUAUAUUUCUACUUAUUACCUACAUGUUGAGUAUAACUGGAAACCUGACCAUCACCAUUCUCAUAUUAAUGGAUUCUCACCUUAAAACUGCAAUGUACUUUUUUCUCCAAAAUUUUUCCUUCUUAGAAAUUUCAUUCACUUCUGCCUGUAUUCCUAGAUUCUUGUACAGUUUAGCAACAGGUGAUAGGACUAUUACCUAUAAUGCUUGUGCAUGCCAACUUUUUUUUACAUAUCUUUUUGGAGUAACAGAAUUUUUUCUCCUUGCUGCCAUGUCCUUUGACCGAUACAUAGCCAUUUGCAAACCCCUGUAUUACAUGAUUAUCAUGAACCACACGGUCUGCAAAAGGCUAAUCUUCUGCUGUUGGAUGACUACUUUGUUGGUCAUACUCCCACCACUUAGCUUAGGACUGGACCUGGAUUUCUGUGACUCUAAUGCCAUUGACCACUUUGCCUGUGAUGCUAAUCCUAUCCUGAAGAUCUCAUGCUCAGAUACAUGGUUCAUUGAGCAGAUGAUUAUUGUGUGCUCUGUGUUAAUCUUCAUUAUGACUCUUGUGUGUGUGAUUUUGUCCUACCUGUAUAUCAUCAGAACAAUUCUAAGAUUCCCCUCUGCCCAGCAAAGGACUAAAGCUUUUUCUACCUGUUCUUCCCACAUGAUUGUAGUUUCUAUCACCUAUGGAAGCUGUAUCUUUGUCUAUAUCAAACCUUCGGCAAAAGAUGAAAUGGCCAUUAAUAAGGGCAUAUUUAUGCUCACUACUUCCAUUUCACCCAUGUUAAAUCCAUUUAUUUAUACUCUGAGGAACAAACAAGUGAAACAAGCCUUUAAUGACUUAGUCAAAAGAUUUAUAUUGCUCUCAAAGAACUAG